AUGGAAGAGGUUAAUGCUGGAUUGCCGCUGGGGUUUCAAGCGCUGGGUGAUGGACGAUUGAGCGUGGUGUUUGGAAAUCGAUUGGUGGGAUUUCGUAAAGAUUUGGAAGUUGGGUUUGCAAAUGGGUGUGGUAUCGAGGAGGCGAGGACGAAUCUUGCUGCGUGGCUAGAGACUAUUGAAAGGGUUGAUGAGGAAACUCAGAGGGCCCAUCUUGGAUUGUCGACUGAGAGUCGGUUUGUCUAUGCGCAGAGGAGAGCCAUGGCGCAUAAUGUGCACUAUGUGGACCCGGAGCGGAUUAGUGAUGAGGUUUUGUGGGAUAUUAUUAUUGUUACGGCUUUGUAUGCUUUAGAACCUCUAUGGUAA
Aspergillus tubingensis is the source of this 363-nucleotide messenger RNA. RefSeq names its product alpha/beta-hydrolase. The record is from RefSeq and is a predicted model, not a curated record. Bases 1 to 363 code for a protein of 120 amino acids. The transcript has 2 exons. Lineage: Eukaryota; Fungi; Ascomycota; Eurotiomycetes; Eurotiales; Aspergillaceae.